CGGGUGGAGGCUUCUCUCUCACACUUCCCUUCCUCUUUUCGCAAAGGUAAAGUGCAGUGAGGAGGGGUGGUUUCCAGAGGCGGUUUCCAAGGGCAAUCUGCGGAUUUACACCGUCGUCCCCUGGUGUUGCCACCAAGAUAAAGCAGUUCGGUCUCGUCUUCUUGGCGUUUCCGUUCGACCCUUGUAAAGAUCGAUCUGUUUCGGUUUCUUUCCGCUUUCUUUACCGAGCUCGCUGCGUACUGUAGUCAAGUGGAGAUUGGUCCAAACUGAUGACAUGGUGAGAAAACACAGAACCGAAGGUUCUGCUGGUGAGAGCUCAGAAUCUCAUGAGACAGGUGGCAACAGUGCACGAGCAGAACCCCAGUGGCCAUCAGAUAGGGGUCCUGCUCCACAGCAGCAGGGAGGUGCUGCAGGAAGGGGUUGGGCUCCAUCCAGUCCUCAACAAACCCAGCAAGGUGGUCGUGGUGGCAGGAGAUAUUACCAAAGUCGAGGUGGCCAACCACAACCUCAUGAUGCUCAGCAGCCAGGUGCACCAUCUCAGUAUCAGGGCCGGGGUAGUUCUCAGCCCAGAGGUGGAAUGCCGCCUCAGCAACAGUAUGGUGGACGCCGGGGUGGCCGUGGUGUUUCUGGAGGACGUGGGUCUGGCCCCUCAGCUGCAGGUCUAUCAAGGCCGCCAGCUCCCGAGCUGCACCAAGCAACACAAUCUCCUUAUCAAGCUACCCAAGCAGCUCCAUUGAAGCCCAGUUCAUCACGACAGCCAGAGUUUUCUGCUACUGAGGUUGCAGAACAAUUUCAACAGCUUUCUGUUCACGGGGAAGCUUCCAGUCAAGCAAUCCAGCCUAUGCCAGCAUCUUCAAGCAAGUCAAUGAGAUUUCCAGUGCGCCCUGGUAAAGGUACCUUUGGCAUCAAAUGUGUGGUGAAGGCAAAUCACUUUGUUGCUGAACUACCUGACAAAGACCUUCACCAGUAUGAUGUAUCAAUUAUGCCUGAAGCUACAUCACGUGGUGUCAAUCGUGCUUUGAUGGAACAUCUAGUCAAAUUAUAUAGGGAAGCUUAUCUGGGAGGACGUCUUCCAGUGUAUGAUGGCAGGAAGAGUCUUUAUACAGCUGGCCCAUUGCCAUUCACAUCUAGAGAGUUUCAUAUCAGUCUAGACAAUGAGGAUGAUGGGUCGGGCAUGGAAAGGCGACAUAGGACGUUUCGGGUUGUUAUCAAGUUAGCAGCUCGUGUCAACCUACACCGUCUUGAGAUGUUUCUAGCCGGGAGGCAGGCUGAUGCUCCCCAAGAAGCAUUGCAAGUUCUCGAUAUUGUGCUUGGUGAACUUCCUACUGCAAGAUAUGUGCCAGUUGGUCGGUCCUUUUAUUCACCUGAUAUAGGGACAAGGAAACAACUUGGCGAGGGACUAGAAAGUUGGCCAGGUUUCUAUCAGAGCAUUCGUCCAACACAGAUGGGCCUCUCUCUAAAUAUCGAUAUUUCCUCCACAGCUUUCAUUGAGCCACUACCAGUCAUUGACUUUGUCGCUCAGCUUCUUAAUAGGGAUGUUCAAUCAAGACCACUUUCUGAUGCUGACCGUGUGAAGAUAAAAAAGGCUUUAAGAGGUGUGAAGGUUGAGGUCACUCAUCGUGGCAAUAUGCGCAGAAAAUAUCGCAUAUCUGGUUUAACAUCACAGGCAACCAGGGAGCUCACUUUCCAUGUUGAUGAAAGAGGUACAAUGAAGUCUGUUGUGCGGUAUUUCCAAGAGACUUAUGGUUUUGCCAUCCAACACUUGAGUUUGCCUUGCUUGCAAGUUGGAAAUCAACAGAGGCCAAAUUAUUUACCCAUGGAAGUAUGCAAGAUUGUGGAGGGGCAGAGAUAUUCUAAGAGGUUGAAUGAGAAGCAAAUCACUGCUCUUCUAAAGGUGACAUGCCAACUUCCUCGAGAUCGGGAGCUUGACAUCAUACAGACAGUUCAUCACAAUGCAUACCAUGAAGAUCCUUAUGCUAGAGAAUUCGGGAUCAGGAUCAGUGAGAGACUUGCAUCAGUUGAGGCUCGUGUUCUGCCGGCUCCUUGGCUUAAGUACCACGACACCGGUAGAGAGAAGGAUUGCUUGCCAAGAGUUGGCCAGUGGAACAUGAUGAAUAAGAAACUGGUGAAUGGUGGGAGAGUGAACAACUGGACAUGUAUCAGUUUUGCACGGAAUGUUCAAGAAAAUGUUGCUCGUGGAUUUUGUCGUGAGCUUGCUCAGAUGUGCCAGAUAUCUGGAAUGGAGUUUGCUCUAGAACCUGUACUUCCUCCCUUGAGUGCUAGGCCUGAUCAUGUGGAAAGAGCUUUGAAGGCACUCUAUCAUGACGCAAUGAACAUACUCCAACCUGAGGGCAAAGAACUUGAUUUGCUCAUUGUAAUAUUGCCCGAUAGUAAUGGUUCUCUUUAUGGUGAUUUGAAGCGGAUAUGUGAGACGGAUCUCGGUUUAGUUUCACAGUGUUGUUUGACUAAGCAUGUUUUCAAGAUAAGUAGGCAGUAUCUAGCCAAUGUUGCUCUUAAAAUAAAUGUGAAGGUUGGUGGCAGGAACACGGUUCUUAUGGAUGCCUUGUCAAGGCGUAUACCAUUUGUCAGUGACCAACCUACUAUUAUAUUUGGUGCUGAUGUCACGCAUCCUCAUCCUGGAGAGGAUUCUAGCCCCUCUAUUGCAGCUGUUGUAGCUUCUCAAGAUUGGCCUGAGGUGACAAAAUAUGCAGGAUUAGUAUGUGCUCAGGCCCAUCGACAAGAAUUAAUUCAAGAUCUCUUUAAAGUCUGGCAGGAUCCUCAGCGUGGAACUGUCACCGGUGGCAUGAUCAAAGAGCUUCUUAUUUCCUUUAAGAGAGCUACCGGACAGAAGCCUCAGCGAAUUAUAUUUUACAGGGAUGGAGUGAGUGAGGGACAAUUCUAUCAAGUUCUACUUUAUGAACUUGAUGCAAUCAGAAAAGCAUGUGCCUCUCUAGAACGAAAUUAUCAGCCACCAGUGACUUUUGUGGUCGUUCAAAAACGUCACCACACUAGGCUGUUCGCCAAUAAUCACAAUGAUCAUCGCUCAGUGGAUAAGAGUGGAAACAUUUUACCUGGGACUGUUGUUGAUUCUAUGAUCUGCCACCCUACCGAAUUCGACUUCUACUUGUGCAGCCAUGCUGGCAUCCAAGGCACAAGCCGUCCUGCACAUUACCAUGUCUUGUGGGAUGAGAACAAUUUCACAGCUGAUGCCUUGCAAACUCUGACGAACAACCUCUGUUACACUUAUGCGAGGUGCACGCGCUCUGUAUCUAUCGUGCCACCGGCAUAUUAUGCUCAUCUAGCUGCUUUCCGUGCCCGGUUUUACAUGGAGCCGGAGACAUCUGACAGUGGUUCAAUGACAAUUGGGGCGACUGCUGGACGUGGUGCUUCUGCUAGCGGACUGAGGACUCCAGUUAGCGCAGCCGUGAAACCUCUUCCAGCACUGAAGGAGAACAUCAAGAGGGUCAUGUUUUAUUGUUAAGCCUACAAAACCCCCUCUGACUUGUAUCGCUUCCAACUUCUGUGGUUCCUUUAUGUUGACUUUUCCUUGUUCAUCAUCGCACACGUUCAACUUGGACUUCGUAUCUGCCAUAAUAUAAUCGAGAAAUCCUUCCUUGA
Molecule: messenger RNA, 3618 nt
Organism: Musa acuminata AAA Group (dessert banana)
Lineage: Eukaryota; Viridiplantae; Streptophyta; Magnoliopsida; Zingiberales; Musaceae
Product: protein argonaute 1B-like
Exons: 23
Coding region: 275-3481 (1068 amino acids)
Biological process (GO): regulatory ncRNA-mediated post-transcriptional gene silencing
Cellular component (GO): cytoplasm
Molecular function (GO): RNA endonuclease activity; RNA binding; protein binding
Source: RefSeq, a predicted model, not a curated record